Messenger RNA from Colletotrichum costaricense, 3741 nucleotides. RefSeq lists its product as uncharacterized. Bases 1 to 3741 code for a protein of 1246 amino acids. The transcript is spliced from 6 exons. NCBI's taxonomy places the organism in Eukaryota, Fungi, Ascomycota, Sordariomycetes, Glomerellales, Glomerellaceae. The record is from RefSeq and is a predicted model, not a curated record.
AUGGGCAACACCAUCUCAUACCAAGAAACGCCAAUCGAGCUCGGAUUGGGCGACCGGGGAACGAUCCGCGGCCUCCAGUUCGACAAUAAGUCCAGGCGCUUCACUGGUGUUCCCUACGCACUGCCACCGACUGGCGAGCACCGAUGGCGCAAGCCGCGACCAUUACCCGCAUCAUACUCAUACACCGACGAUAAUGGAGGAGCAUACGACGCAACCAAGUUCAAGUCCGUAUGCCCUCAGAAGGCGUUCCAUGUAGUCAAGCCUGACGGUGGUGGAAACACCUAUGGCGAAGAUUGCUUGUUUGUCAACAUCUGGACCCCGGUUCCCAAAGAAGGCGAAGAAAACAAGAAAUGGCCGGUGCAGCUUUGGAUUCACGGCGGGUGGUUCCAGAUGGGUGAUCCGUCGCAGGAGCCGGGUAUGGAUGCAACAGAGCUGAUUACUACGGGUGGCCUCAACGCCAUUGUCGUCGCUAUCGGGUAUCGACUCAACGUGUUUGGGUUCCUUGCUGGAAACGACCUUUUGCAAGAGAGCAUCGGUGAAGCGGGCGGUAACUUCGGUCUUUGGGACCAACGAGUGGCCGCGGAGUGGGUGAGAGACAACAUUGCUCAUUUCGGAGGAGAUCCGGGGAACGUGACGCUUGCCGGCCGGAGUGCUGGGGCAUACAGCGCCGAAGCUCAGAUGCUCUACGACUUCCGGAAGACGGGAAGUGUCUCUUCACUAUAUCAACGCAUCUUCAUGGACUCAAACGCGAUUCCGGCCCAGCCAAAAUCUCUUGCCGAUGUCCAAGGCCAAUUCGACGAGCUUUGCGACUACUUUAGGAUUGACGCCUCAGUGUCAGGAGCGGAGAAGCUCUCUAUUCUUCGGGGAAAGACUGUGGAAGAGCUUUUGGAGGCUAUUCCCCAACUGAAAAACCACACCUUCCGGCCCGUCACCGAUGAUGUCUUCAUACACACGGGUAUGAUUGAGUACCUCCAGGGCAAGGACUUCGCAGAUGAGUUCAAGCGAAGAGGGUACAAAUUACUCAUCGGCGAGGUUCGCAACGAAGAAACUCUUUACUCUUCAUAUAACGCACCCACUGAGCCCACGCUGGAAGCCCUGCGCUUACAGGUCUCAAACUACUACGCUCCAGACGUUACAGAUCGCGCGAUCCAACAGUACAAGCUGCCAGAAUCAGACAAGUUGCGAGACUGGCAAACAACAUUCGGAUCAAUCGUUUCGGACGGACAAGUGCGGGCACCGUCCAGGGCACUUGCGAAAGCGCUAGUUGACAACGGCGUCGAUAUUCGAGACGUGUGGCGAUACCAGAUCGCCUACAGGCUGUCCUUCAUCAACGAGAAGGUAGCUCCCGCUUCCUUCGGGGUGGCGCAUGCCAUGGACAGGCCCAUCUGGAACUUUUCAAUCACCCAUGGUCCGACCCCCACCGAAAGGCAAUUGAUGCAAGGCUGGAUUCAAAUCUUGGUCAACUUUGUGAACAACACUGAGGGCUACGAGUACGGGACGAAGAGUGUUGAGGAGAUGAAGCUCGUCGUAUUAGGGCUGACGGACAUGGGUUCGGAUCCUAAUGCUUACUUUUAUCCCAACCCGACACCACCUGAAUUCUGCCAUCGCACAUUUGAAACUUCAAUUUUCAUUUCGCGUCAUUCAGAACUUAAGUCGCAAGAGCAACUCACACCUGUGAUGCUUCAUUCACUACGAUGGUCGGCCUGGGGUCCAGAAUACUGGGCCCUCGUCGGCGGCAUCAUCUCCUUCACCGCAAUGGUGGUCCUCCUUGCCCGCUUUGACGGAAAGCCAAUCUUCACAUGGAAUGGAGUGACACUCAACACAGUAGUAUCGAUCUUGUCGGUAACGAUGAAGGCCGCUGUCGCAUUCGUCCUCUCAGAAUGUCUAGCGCAGUGGAAAUGGAUCCUCUUCACCCGCGAAGACCGGCCGCUCAUGGACUUCGACCGUAUCGACGCCGCCACCCGCGGCCCUCUUGGAAGCUUGCGGAUCAUUUUUCGAACGCGAGGCGCUCACGCCGUUCAACUUGGUGCUAUCCUGACGCUGCUUGCCGUCGCUCUCGAUCCCCUCGCCCAGCAGGUUAUCCAAGUUCGAGAGGGCGUUGUCUAUACGCGAAGCACUCAGACGGACAAGGGACCGCUUGCGCUAAACUCCGGCACCCAGACCUACUCCAUGGGCACAGCACAGGUCACAGAAUUAUCGAGGCAAAACUCUACCACGACGCAGUACUGGGUUUCAACGGACACGCCGCUAUCCAUGCAAGGCGCAAUCUUGAAUGGGCUAUCCAAAUCACGCUGGGAAGUAGAACAGGAGGCAUUGAUCCAGUGCCCUACGAGCAACUGCACCUGGGACCAAUUCAAGAGUCUAGGGAUCUGCCACAAAUGCAACGACCUCACAUCAGAGCUCAAGCAGGUCGGGGGGUUCGGACAGGCAAUCAUUGCGUUGGCAAACACCACAUUAGCUGGCUAUGAAGUCCCCGGAACAGCAUUCGUCCUUCCAAACGGUCACUUCAUUGCCAACAUCGAUGGCUGCCCACCAUACAACGGGCGUUACGCAGAAUGCGAAAAUAAACAGCCAUUGGGCGUCUACUCGGAUGACAAGUACACGACCACAUCGUUCGGAACCGGAAUCCCUAGCAAAACCAACUCCAUGAAGGAUGUGGAUACGCUCUUGUGGUCAAUGAGUAUCAUUCACCCAGAUAUGGAGGCGCUCAAUAAGUCGACCGGCUUCACUCCCGGCGAGUCGGACAGGGGCUCUACGACCGGACUCAAACUUUGGCCAGACAUACCGAUGCAAGCUACCGAGUGCGCGCUCUACUACUGUGUCAAGCGGAUCGAUUCAGCGGUUGAAGGCAACCAAGUCAAGGAGAACGUCACCGAAGCGCUAGAUUCGAGACGAGAUCCGGAUUCGUGGAAACGCUCCUCAGAGUACGAGGACGGCCAACCAGAAAAUAUCAUUUCCAAAGAAGCAAAUGGCACGCUGGAGUUUGACAAAUAUUGGUCUGCUGUUUACAAUACCGACCUGAGGCUUGAAUUCCCCAACAUCAGUAACGAGGGCUACUACCGAAUAUCCCAAGACUCUGUCAAGUCGAUGAGCGCGCACAUGCAGGACUUGUUCCGCACCAAUCUUUCAGGCACUCCGGAUCAGAGAGAGGAGAUCGAGAAGGUACUGGGAUCUGAUGCAGUUGGCUUCAAUGGCGCGUCGUUCGGGCCGUUUGAAGCGGAAAAGUGGUCGAUGAAGGCUACGCCGCCGGCGUUGGACGGUCUCUGGACUUGGACCAGGCACAAUAUCACCAGCACAUUUUACACCCUAGCAACAAGCAUGACCAACGAGAUGCGGAGGAACUAUGCGCCGGGUCAGAGUCUGAAAAGUGGCCAAGAUACAGAUCGUUUUCAGGACGGUUCCUUGAGUUACUACGGCAAGGUGGGCAAGUCCACAGUACUGUACCACAUCGAGUGGCCGUGGAUUGCUCUCCAUGGCGUGAUGCUUAUCUCGGCGAUCGCGUUUCUGUUCACAACACUCGGUAACUCCAAUAGUCGAGGCAACGUACCAUUGUGGAAGAGCAGCUCCUUGGCCGCCAUUAGGCAUGGGCGUGAUGUUGGUGGUGUUUUAAGUCGCACCACCACCAUGGGUGAGAUGGAAGACACUGCGAGGAAGGUCCGCGUGAACUUGCGCGGAGAAGAAAGCGAGGAAACCAAAUCUUGCAUUGACCGUACAACUGGCUCAACCCCGUCUGAACCAUAA